Messenger RNA from Lodderomyces beijingensis, 741 nucleotides. Lineage: Eukaryota; Fungi; Ascomycota; Pichiomycetes; Serinales; Debaryomycetaceae. The record is from the annotation of a GenBank genome assembly.
AUGAAAACCAUACUAGUGCUAUUAGGAGGCGGACACGCCGCGGGGAAGAAGACAACAGCAACAUCGAUCAAGAAUGAGCUCGUUUCAACGUUACCCAAGGGGUCCAUCGACGUGAGAAUCAUCGAUAUGAACAAGUACACCGACCACAGCAAGUCCUCAGUCGACUCGAGCCAAUUCACAACCACCAAGUCCGCCGCAAUCACAAUCAGCAAAGAAGAUAAAAACUAUCCGCUUUUGAAACCGUCGAGGUUCGAUUUCCGGUGCUUGAAAUCAGAUAUCGCUGCGUUUGGGGAAGGUAAAUCUCCUAGCCUGCCUCAACGGAUCUUGCUCGUGCAUGGCCUCUAUGCACUAUACGAUAAGGAACUACGCGACUCGGCUCAUAUCAAAGUCUUCAUCGAUAGCGACCCGGACUCGAGAUUAAUCCGGUGGAUCAGGAGGGACGUGCUAGACCUCAAGCAGGACUCGUUAGAAGGAGUGAUAAAUGCAUACUUGUUGGGAGCACGCUCCGAGAUGAGCGACUACAUCUUCCCGACAAAGGAAUUCGCCGACGUUAUCAUGCCCAGAGGCGCGGAACAUAACGCGGUCAGCUUGGUCAUCGAUGGGAUCUUGUUGCAUACGGGGGAGAAAAACCAGCCGAAACGGUUGAGCUUUUCCGCCAACUACUUGCGUCCUACGGAGAUUGGCAAUUUUGAAAAGGAGAGAUUCGACGUGCAAAAGAACAAGUUUUACCAAUUGAGUUGA